AGUUUUGCUUUAUUGUCAGUGCGGUGAAAAGGGAUUCUUUUAUCACGUAGUGUUUUCUGGAGGGUGGGGACAGUCCAGUCCGAAAUAUUUGCAGAAGGCCAGCCGGCGAGGUUUCUCGCUGGAGCGUGGUGACGCUGGGACUGCCGGCGGGUUGUGCAGCCUGUGUUGUCGGGUCGAUAGCGAGGGGCUUGGGUUAGCCUCGUAGGAGAAGGAGUCGGGGACCUGCGACGACGGCGAUUGGCUGCUCCGGAUUGUCCGUGUCCUCUUCUCGUCGAUGACGGAGGUGGGCUAGGAGAUGGGGAGGACAUCACGGGUGAGCUGCAGUAAUCCUGGAUGUUCAGGAGAGAUUAACCGGGCGGGAUGUGGACCACUGAGGAGACGGAGCUUGACCGGCUUGCCGGCUUCCUGGGCGGCUGUCGGGCCCGGGAGAGCGGUGUUUCAGGCACGGCGACGGCUGAAAAGUUUUCCUCCUCCGAAUCUUGAUCCGCUGGUGUUUGCUGGUGAUCCCCUGCAAACAGAUCGUCGUCCGAUGGCGAUAGCAACACGAGAUCCAUGCCUGAAUGGGUGAGUAACUAUCUUGGAGAUACGAGAGUGUGUAGUAGCGUUGACGUGCUUGCGGCUCCGGUGCAGAGAACGAGAGCGAGCGUGCAGAGAACGAGAGCGAAGAGGAACUGAGGGUUAGGUUAGUAUUUGAAGGUAUGCCGGAAGAGGCGUGGUGCUGGAAGAGGCGUGGUUGAGGCGUGGUCCUGCUCCUGAAACUCGCUGGUUAAGCUUCAAAUAAUGUCAGAUUUUUUCCCAUGACACUUUGAGCAGAGAUCUUUCAGCAGAUGGAGCUGCUGCAGCUCAUCUGGUUUUCAUUUUCACAUAGUACCAGGACUAAUAUGAAGGGUGGUGGUGUUGCUACUAUAUAUUCAGACUUUCUAUCAUGUAAAACCAUUCAUGUGGGCUCAUACUCUACUUUCGAGUACUGAGCUCUGGCUAUUCGACCUGCUUAUCCAUGUCCAAGGCUCAGAAAAGGUUUUAUAGCUGAAUUUAGCGAAUUGUUAUCCCAAAUUACUGUUGAAUAUGACUACAUACUUAUUUCUGGUGAUUUUAACAUUCAUAUUGAUUGUACCAAUGAUCACUUUGCCAACCAUUUUAUUGAACUGUUAUCCUCUUUUGAACUCAUACAACAUACUACUGGGGCUACUCAUAAUCAGGGGCACACUCUUGAUUGAGUGUACUCUUGAUGUUGGGACCUCUGAUCACUUUUGUAUCUUCUUUAAUGUUGCCUGGACAACUAAAAUGAUACCUGGGUCAAAACUAGUCAAAAGACGCACCAUUGCUGCUGACACAGCUGGUAGCUUUAUUGCUAAAUAUACCAACACUGCAAGACUAUUUGGGCCAUACUCUUACUCUAACCUGGACUUUACUCCAUCUCCAUUGUCUUCAUGUGACAACUUGAUCAAUGACUUUAGUUGUUUAGUGACGCAAAUUAUGGAUGAUAUAGUGCCUAUUAAAACCAAAUUAAUUUCUGGCAAGACAAAAACACCAUGGAGGAAUGUGAAAACAGUGAGGGCCCUUAAAAGGAACUGCCGCAAAUCUGAGCGCAAGUGGCGCAAGACCAAACUGCAGGCUGACUAUAAGAUCUAUAAAAAUAUGCUCAGCACUUAUAACAAAGAAAUAAAACAAUCUAGACAGCAGUACUUCUCUCAAAUCAUCACUGACAAUUCACAUAACGCUAAGUUUCUCUUUAGCACAAUUGACAAACUUAUUAAUCCUCCGAGACCAAUACCCACUGAGUUCCACUCCUCUGAUAAAUGUAAUGAAUUUGCAUCAUACUUCAAAUCUAAAAUCCUGAACAUUAGGAAUAAUAUUGCUGGUGGACGUGACCCCUCUCCCUCUGCUCAGCACCACAGUGCCAGCACUCUUUCCAACUUCACCCUUACUCAGUGCAGUGACAUACAGGAAGUAGUACAACAGCUGAGCUCUGUGACCUGCUCGCUUGCCCGCUAAACUGUUCAAAGAUGUUUUUAACUGUAUUGGUGAUGAUGUACUCAAAAUUGUAAAUACCUCCCUACAGUCUGGAAUCUUUCCCUCAGGUCUCAAACAUGCUAUUAUAACACCAUUGAUAAAAAAGAGUAACCUUGAUCCUUUCACUGUUGAGAACUAAAGCUCCAUUUCAAACCUUCCAUUCCUGAGGAAAAUUCUGGAGAAGGUUGUCUACCAGCAAUUACACAGGUAUCUGUCAUAUAAUAGCCUGUUUGAUGCCUACCAGUCUGGUUUUAGAAAAAAAUCACAGUACAGAAACUGCCCUCGUCAGAGUUAUCAAUGAUCUGAAAAUUAACACAGACAACCACAAAGUCUCUAUUCUGUUACUGCUCGACCUUAGUGCAGCUUUUGAUACUGUAGACCAUGUCAUUCUACUUCAGUGCCUUGCACAGUGUUUGGGCCUCAGAGGUUCAGUUCUUAACUGGUUUUCUUCAUAUUUAAGUGGUAGAUCUUUCUCUGUUUCCGUCGGCAGCUAUGAAUCUGAUAAUGUCAGCAUUGAAUAUGGAGUCCCACAAGGGUCAAUUCUAGGUCCCCUACUUUUCAAUUUGUAUAUGUUACCACUUGGGUCCAUCAUUCGGCAUCAUAAUAUUCAAUAUUAUUCCUAUGCUGAUGACACACAAUUAUAUGUAUCUGUUACUGCCAAUCAUUUGAACCCAGUCAAUGACCUCAUUCAAUGCAUUACAGAUAUCAAGUAUUAAAUGGCACCCAACUUUUUACAGCUAAAUGAAGAAAAAACAGAGACUAUUUUAAUUGGUCCAAGUGCUCUGAGGCAACAUAUUCUCCCUCUAUUAACUCCUCUGUCAGUAAAACAAUGUGAGCUUGUCAAAAACUUGGGUGUUAUUUUAGAUGCUGAUCUUAACUUCCAGAAACACAUAGCAAAUGUCUCCAGGACUGCCUUCUAUCACCUCAGAAAUAUAUCUAAAGUAAGAUGCUUUCUGUCACAAUCAGACUCUGAAAAACUGGUUCAUGCCUUUAUCUCCAGUAAAUUAGAUUAUUGCAAUGCACUUUUUGCAGGACUAACAAAGCAAGUGUUACAUAAACUCCAGCUUAUUCAAAAUGCUGCAGCCAGAAUUCUAACAAAGACCAGGGGCCUCAUUUAUCAACCGUUCGUAGAAAAGGUUCUAAAUUCUGUCGUAGGAAUGAAAUUUAGAAUGUGUGUAAGUACAAAAAAAUCCGGAUUUAAUCAAACGUGCGGACACUGGUCGUACGCACAUCAGUGAUGAUAAAUCCCACCUGUGCUUACCUGCUGUGCUCGCACCGGGUGAGGGUCAUUUGCAUACAGAAACUCCUCCAAUUAACCAUAUAUGGCAGCAACACUCCCUUCAAAAAUGUGUGAAUUGAGUCCCUCCCCCUCACCGAAAUCAUGGCAAAGAGGGCGAAGAAAAGGAAUUACACCGACGCUGAGAUCGAGGUUCUGGUGGGAGAAGUGGAGAGCAACCAGAGAUUACUUUUCGGAAACUUGAAUGCAGCUGUGACCAAUAAAAAGAAGAGUGCUGCGUGGGAGAAGGUCACAGAUGCCGUUAAUUCUGUUGGGUCAGAGUCAAGAUCACCCUCAGAGAUAAAAAAAAAAAGUGGUUUGACAUCAAACUAGGUGCCAAAAAACGCGUUGCAGCCCAUAAACAGGAGACAUCUGCAACCGGAGGAGGACAGGCAACAACGCAGCUGUCAGCGAUGGAUACCCGUGUUGCCAGCAUCAUCAGGGACACAGCACUGUGUGGUAUAAUUCCCGGAGGAGACACAAACACACUCCCACCAGCUGUACCAUCAACAAGUCACACUGCAGACACUCAAGCCAGUCCAGCCUGCGCUAAGGAGCCGGAGACGGUGGAGGAGCCGGAGGCGGAGGAGGAGCUGGAGGAACAGGAGCAGCCAGGGUCAUCCAGAACCCAUUCGUUGUGCCCAGAGCCGCCUUGACCUAAUGAUAGGCCCUGGGGCUAAGAGGUUUUGUAGGCCCCCCAGCCCCUCGACUUACAUAGUCUUAACGUCUUAACGUAUCACUUGAGUAUAAACACAAAAUACACUUUUUAUAACAACCACACACAGCAAACCAAGGUGUGUGAAAAUGUACAUAUAAUAUAAUUAACACACAGUAAAGCUGUAUUUUUGGGAUCACUUUUUUUUAUCAGAACUGUAAAAUACAGACUGCUGCUGAACUGACAGCUGGACUGGACACAGAAAUAAUGUUGAACUAAACCUGCAUAGUAAGGUCUGUGAUGCAAAUAAAGUUCCAUGUUCAGGUUUAACCAUAGACUGUAAAGAAACAUAUAACAUAUAUAUAACAACAUAUAUAUUAACAUAUAACCCCCCCCUCUGGCCUUGGCGGGCCUUGUGAACCAAUCACAUGCACCUGCACAGACACACAUGCACACUCCAUUCAGCACCAUGGAUAGCAACAUGGCUUAAUGCCAGCCAGGUAUAAAAGAUGAAACAUUAUGGAAGAUUUUGAGUAUAAUGACAAACAUAUAAGCAAAUACGGUAUGCAUUUCACUGCACAACCACAACAAUUCAAAACCUGCACCAGCUAGCAAUUAAUACAGCACUUUCCUAUCUUUUUAGAAGUGCUUCCGCCUGGUUGAAGAAAAGGCCUUGAUAAUGUCCUUAAAAUACAAAUCACGCAGGAUGUCAUGCUCAAUCAGUGUGAGAUGACUGACUCAAGUCUAUUUUUCACCAAGCCCAGUUUGUAGAAGUUACUGAGUUUGCGUUUGAAAUGAGAAAAAUCUUCUCUGCUGCUUAUAUUGGCGUUCCGAUGCUGAUUUGUCCGCAUCUUUAUUUUGACGGGACUCCGGUCCCAUUUUCACCCAGUAGGCGCGCACAUUCACGUUAACGCUGUUUCCCCAGCGGCCCGGGUCGCUGUUAUAAGGGUUCUGACUCGGGCCCUGCUGGUCUGCAGCCUUGUCCUCUCUGGGGUUCGUGUGACCCGGGACCCCCCCCUCCACCUCCUCCCCUCCACUGCGCGCGGGAGACCGCUCCUCUCCCGCUACAUCCAUCGGUGCGGCCGGCGCCUUCUCCGCUUCCUCCGGUGGGUGGUUUGAGUUUCCCCCGCUUGGUCCAUCACCAGCAGCAAGUUUAAAAAAUCCUGUUAGCUUCGGAAUGCUUUUAAGCAACUCUUUUUCACGAAUCUCUUUUUCUACAGUCUUUUUUAUUUUCUGGGCUCCGCUUUCAAACUUCUUCCCCGACAUUUUGCAACUGUCAAUCAAUCAUAGCGGGACGCACCCCAACACACUCUGAUUGGUCACCCAUGGCCUAAGGCCCGCCCACAGGCUGCAGGGCCGUAGUGGGUCACUCGUAAUUUGGAUCAAUCAGCAGCCCGUAACGUGCGUAUAGAGUGAUACAAAAACAAUAUGACUUUUUCAGCUCAUCCUGACCCCAAAAUGAUAGGCCCCUGAAGUUGGCAGGCCCCUGGGCUUCAGCCCAGGUAAGCCCUGCAUUAAGGCGACCUUGGGUGCGCCCUGGGAGGGUGAGGAUGCUGUCGGAGGCAGUGAUUCAGAACCAGGAGGACACCACCAGAUCCGUCAACGAAAUAAGGGAUCAACUGACCACCAUAUCGAGCACCCUACUUCAGAUGAACGAAUCUCUGAAACAGAUUGUUGCAUGCGCAGCGCAGAUGUUGAAAAAAUAAAAAAAUGUUGAAUGAUGUUGACAUUAUUUUCCCACGCACACCUUCGAUCCGAAAUCUCUCACUAUUCAAAGAUCGGCUAACAGGCAGACCUAUGGAGCCAAAUCAAGGCAAUAAGGUUUGUAAUUGAAAAACUGAGAUUUGAACCUGAAAAUUCAAGUUUUGAUCAUGUACCUUUCUUUGUGAUCUGAAACUGAAAAAAGGAUCUGAUACUGAAAAAAAGAAAC
Cololabis saira (Pacific saury) is the source of this 5874-nucleotide messenger RNA. RefSeq lists its product as uncharacterized. Lineage: Eukaryota; Metazoa; Chordata; Actinopteri; Beloniformes; Belonidae. The record is from RefSeq and is a predicted model, not a curated record. Bases 1066 to 1995 code for a protein of 309 amino acids. The transcript has 2 exons.